Molecule: messenger RNA, 2235 nt
Organism: Cervus elaphus (red deer)
Lineage: Eukaryota; Metazoa; Chordata; Mammalia; Artiodactyla; Cervidae
Gene: SHCBP1L
Product: SHC binding and spindle associated 1 like
Exons: 10
Coding region: 142-2121 (659 amino acids)
Biological process (GO): spermatogenesis; male meiosis cytokinesis
Cellular component (GO): meiotic spindle
Source: RefSeq, a predicted model, not a curated record
CCCCUAACCCACUCCGGGCGGCAUCCCCUCGAGCCGCCGCGCUCGUCGCGGGACCAGCAGGUACGGCUCGCCCACUGACCCGCGCGGCCCGGGGCGGAAAAGUGACUAACGGCUGCCGCUGGCCCGCAGGGUGCUGAGGGGAUGGCGUCAGGGUCCCGGGUGCCUGAGGACGCGGUUCGGGCCGUCAACCCCGGCCGGCGAGGCGAGAUUGUCUCGGCGCUCACCGGGGACUCGGUGAUGGCGGCAGCCCUGAAGAGCGCCGCGUCCACGGUGCGGUCGGUGGUGGCCUCCCCUCGCCCCCUGAAGGGGAAAGCGGGCCGGGACGCGGCCCGGCGGCGGCUCCAGCUCCUGCCGGGCUCUCAGACCGAGGGCCGGGGACAGGGGCCAGAAGAGGAGGAAGUGGAGGAAGAGGAGGAAGUGGAGGAAGAGGAGGCCCAGCUCUCAGUGCCCGAGGAAGACGAGGAGGCGCAGCCGCUGCCCCCGGUGUGCGUGUUUCCCAUGCGGGGCAUGUGGCGGGAGGAGAAGGUGGCGCUGUACUGCGACGAAGUGCUGCAGGGCUACAAGGCAGAAGAUGCUGAUGAUGCUAUGAGUAAAUAUCUAUCAGAAAAAUUAAAGUUGAAAGACAAAUGGCUUGGAGUCUGGAAAGCUAAUCCUGAGUUAUUCUUUGUGAAAUAUGAAGAAUCUUCUAUCCCUUUUGUUGGUAUAUUGGUUGAGGUAACUUGUAAACCACGCCAAAGCUCAUCAUCUCGUUUCAAGGUUACUGUUUCUGUUGCUGAGCCCUUUUCUUCUAACAUUGCAAAUAUUCCAAGAGAUUUGGUUGAUGAGAUUUUGGAAGAACUAGAGCAUAGCGUGCCUCUCUUGGAAGUGUACCCUGUUGAAGGGCAAGAUUCUGAUUUACAUGAUAUUGCUUUGGCCUUGGAAGUUGUAAGGUUUUUUUAUGACUUUCUUUGGAGAGACUGGGAUGAUGAAGAAAGUUGUGAGAAUUAUACUGCUUUGAUUGAAGAAAGAAUUAAUUUGUGGUGUGAUAUACAAGAUGGAACUAUACCUGGUCCUAUUGCACAACGUUUCAAAAAAACUUUGGAGAAGUAUAAAAACAAGCGAGUUGAACUCUUUGAGUAUCAGAGCAAUAUUAAAGAAGAUCCAUCUGAGGCAGAAGCUGUAGAAUGCUGGAAAAAGUACUAUGAGAUAGUAAUGCUCUGUGGAUUACUGAAAAUGUGGGAAGAUUUACGCCUCCGAGUUCAUGGACCUUUCUUUCCAAGAAUUCUGAGGCGUAGGAAAGGAAAAAGAAACUUUGGAAAGACCAUAACACAUGUCGUAGCAAAAGUGAUGACUGCUGACAUGGUAAAGGACUUAUCUCCAGACACACUUCUCCAACAGCAUGAUGAUUUGGAUUUGGCUUUGGAUAGCUGUUACAGUGGAGAUACAGUCGUUAUUUUUCCAGGAGAAUAUCAAGCUGUAAAUCUUGCUUUAUUGACUGAUGACAUUGUUAUAAAGGGAUUUGGAAAGAGAGAGGAAAUUAUUAUUACUUCUGAACCUUCUCAUGACAGUUUUGUGGUGUCCAAAGCUGAUAACGUGAAACUAAUGCAUCUAUCUUUGAUACAACAAGGGACAGUUGAUGGUAUUGUGGUGGUAGAGUCUGGUCACAUGACUCUAGAAAACUGUGUAUUAAAAUGUGAAGGAACAGGAGUAUGUGUUCUUACAGGGGCUGCUUUGACCAUUACAGACAGUGAAAUAACUGGUGCCCAGGGUGCUGGUGUUGAACUGUAUCCUGGGAGCGUAGCCAUUCUGGAAAGAAAUGAAAUUCAUCACUGUAAUAACCUCAGAACCUGUGACAGUUCAAAAAGCACCUUAGGUGGAGUUAAUAUGAAGGUUCUUCCAGCACCCAAAUUGAAGAUGACUAAUAAUCAUAUUUACAACAACAAUGGCUAUGGAGUAAGCAUUCUUCAACCAACUGAACAGUUUUUUAUUGUAGCAGAAGAAGCCCUCAACAAAGGGGCUGCUUCAGGAGAUAAAAGAGAUGAUAAUAUGCUCUCCAAAGUAAUGCAAAAUCUGAAUUUGGAAAUGAACAAUAAUAAAAUAGAAGCAAACUUAAAGGGGGAUAUUAGAAUAGUAACAAGUUGAAGCAUCUGGAUUUAAAGUUUUAUAUUUCAGAUAUUUGUUUAAUAAAUCUCAUAUCCCACAGAAAUGGUAGUUUUAAUUAAAUUCAAAUUUUAUUUAAUUAAAAAAAUUAAAUAU